This is a messenger RNA of Plasmodium reichenowi, 291 nucleotides long. RefSeq lists its product as hypothetical. Lineage: Eukaryota; Apicomplexa; Aconoidasida; Haemosporida; Plasmodiidae. The record is from RefSeq and is a predicted model, not a curated record. The coding region runs from base 1 to 291 and encodes 96 amino acids. The transcript has a single exon.
AUGAAGUAUUCACAUUAUAAAGAAAAUUAUAUAGAAUCUAACUUAAAAGAAGAGGUUACCUUUUCAAGUGAUGAGACUACAGAUACAAAUAUUGUGAAAAGAAAAUAUUAUACAGAAAAUAAAAAGCAAAAAAAAGGUAAAGAAGAAAAACGUUCAUUCGUAAAUUAUUUAAAAAUAAAGAACAAACCCGACAACAUAAAUAAACAAUUAUCUAUAGGAGAUAAUUUCAAAAUUUUAAUAUAUGGAUGUAUGGGAAUAAGAACAUAUAAAGUAUAUUGUUACAUAAAAUAA